AUGGCCUCAACGGAGGGAAACACUCAGACAUACAAGCUGACCUCUUUUGACAAUGACAUCAACCAACACUUUCAGGAUGCCAUUGAUGUGAUUCAACAACAUUCAAGUAAUUCAUAUUAUGAUUCAGAGUACACAUAUUGUGAGACUCUGGGUACCCAGCAGCCAUCACUGCAGUGCCAGAUCUCCUGCUGCCUCGUCACACGUCAGUCUGAAGUACCAGCUCCACUAUAUGACUGGAAUGACAUUGCACAGUCUUGGCCUCAGGUCAUCCCUGAUGUCUCCUUGGGUCACUCUGUGCAAAAUGAAUUGCCUCAUUUCUACUCAAUCUUACCACCACAGAGAACCAGCAAAGGUCGUAAGAAGCUCAGACUUUAUGAAUACCUCCAUGAGGCUCUGAAUGACCCCAACAUGGGCGACUCAAUCCAGUGGACAGACAACGGCAGCGGCACCUUCCACUUCAUCUCCAAGAACAAGGAGAAGCUGGCUGAGUGCUGGGGCCAACGCAAGGGCAACCGCAAGACCAUGACCUAUCAGAAGAUGGCGAGAGCUCUGAGAAACUACAGCCGCACUGGUGAGAUCAUCAAGGUGCGCCGCAAACUCACUUAUCAGUUCAACCCAGACAUCCUGCACAGGCUCGGCUCCGCGCAGGCCUCCAUGCACCUGCCUGGCCACCCUGCACAAGAGGAGGCCCACACCCGGCAAGUAAACCCCGCUGACCAGAGCUACAGUGGCUCUGCAGCGGUGGACUGGCACAGCUGGUACGGAAACUACCAUCUGCAGGAAGACUAUGAGCUGGCCUCCAGCUUCACUUCACACAGCAUAACCAAACUAUGA
Messenger RNA from Perca flavescens (yellow perch), 834 nucleotides. RefSeq names its product Spi-C transcription factor (Spi-1/PU.1 related) (gene spic). Gene Ontology annotation, cellular component: nucleus. The record is from RefSeq and is a predicted model, not a curated record. The transcript is spliced from 5 exons. Gene Ontology annotation, molecular function: sequence-specific DNA binding; DNA-binding transcription factor activity, RNA polymerase II-specific. NCBI's taxonomy places the organism in Eukaryota, Metazoa, Chordata, Actinopteri, Perciformes, Percidae. Gene Ontology annotation, biological process: regulation of transcription by RNA polymerase II; cell differentiation. Bases 1 to 834 code for a protein of 277 amino acids.